GAGUGUUUGUACACUUGUGUGUAGUGUAACAGGGUGGUCUUCAGGACUGACAUGGGGGUUCAGUGUGUGUUGAUCUGAAGCCAUGGUUCUGCUGUAGCUCUCUAAGCCUAGCCUGUUUGAUCAUCCUAAGGAAGAUGGACUUGGACCUUCUCAUUGAAGACUGAGAAGCAAACCUCAGAAAAGGUAACUGUGGUCUCAGUUUUUGUCAGAUUUCACUGUAGUGUCAUAUUUUCUGUUCUGUGUUAGUAAUUAUGACCUUCAGUAUCAAGCAGGUGUUUUAAACUGAAAGUGAGCAGGUCAUGUGAUUAUUUCCUGUAAAGUCUGUAUUGUUCUUUGAAAGUGGUUCACAUUUGAAUGAAACCUGUGUGUUUAUAUUUGAUGUUUGUGUUUCUAAAAAGGCUGAUGUUUAGUCUGAACACUACUUCUUCUGGGUCAAAUGUGGCUGAGAUUUGUUCUGUCAAAGUCAAUCAUUUUAAGGUUGUGUUUGUUUUGUGUGCUCAGAAAAAUCAAGUUGUGAGGAGAUAAAGAUGAAAAAAUGCACCUUCAUAAGUAGUCAGUCAGUACACGGAUCAUUAAUGCAGAUCAUUAAUGCCCAGUAAGAAUGAAAAUCAAAGGUCAUCUAUGUUGGUAAAAAUGAUUGACAUUGUUUUGUCUUUUAUCUUUUCUUUUCAUCUCUUCCUUGUGGAGUCAGAGGGAGGAGCUAAGAUGCACAGAACAGAUGCAAGAAAAAAAUAAGGGCACAAAAUAUUUAACUCUAUAAACACACUAAUAAUUUUCAAUCAGCAAUGUCACCUCAACAAAUCAACUUACACAGUUCAUGUUUUUUAUUUGUAUUUUCUUACUACUGUUCAUUGAUUAAAGUGAUUACAUUUGGUGUCAGAUACUAGAAAGGUGCCCAGCACAUUAAUGUUGUCUGAUUUAUGAAAAACAAUUGCAGAUGUCAUGGUAAUACAGUGAACAAUGGCAGAGAGAUCCUCCACCCUGGGUGUCUCCCUAAAUUUUUUUGUGAACACUUGAAUAGAAUAAAGAAUCAGGGAGUUUGUGGUAAGCUCAGUACACUUUUCAUUUUAUGGCAUUCAACCAUCAGCUCGCUCAUUCUGUUAUGAAAGAAAAAUAGCACCACCAAUUGAUGUAAAGUAAAUUACCAAUAUAAUAAAUAAAAAAUACAAAUUUAUUUCUGCUUGUGAGGUUUUAUCAAUGAUGUCUAUAAACACUUGUUUAAACAACUUGGUGUUGUGGUUGUGCAACAUUCUGUGACACAUUCGUGCUACUGUGCUCCAGUUGUUGAAGUGUUGAAACCUGAGAGUCAGAGAGUGGGAAGCGACUGGGAUACAGCAUUGGGAUACUGGAGCUGGUUUUGGCUGAAUUGUUCACAGGGAGCACUUCUGAGCUGUGGAAGAAGAGUAAUAACUCUAUGAUGGAGUUUCAUAAUUCCAGCAGUGAAGGAGGAACUUUGGGACAAAACAGCAGACGAGGAGAGCCCAGCUGUGCGUCCAUAAAGAGUGACCGGUCCAUGGAGAAUUGUCCCGAAUUCAGCAGUGGACCUGUGCCUUCUGACUUAGACAGUAAAGGAGAAGAGCCCAGCUGUGCGUCCAUAAAGAGUGACCGGUCCAUGGAGAAUUGUCCCGAAUUCAGCAGUGGACCUGUGACUUCUAAUCCAGACAGUGGGGCAGAAGAGCCCAGCUGUGCGUCCAUAGAGAGUGACCGGUCCAUGGAGAAUUGUCCUGAAUUCAGCCAUGGGCCUGUGCCUUCUGACUUCGAGCAGCCCUGCACAGAAACAGCACUGCAGACACACAAAGAAGCACAAGUAACUGGGAAUCUGCAGCAAGAUGUUUACCAACCAGUAGAUGAUGUCCUGCAGAGAGUCUUAGAGAGACACAAAACCUGCAUGAAGACCAAAUAUGAGAGCUUAUUUGAGGGAAUCAAAACAAAAGAAAAUAAAGUUUUCCUCAACAGGAUUUACACACAGCUCUACAUUGUAGAAGGAGAAAGUGAAGGAGUGAAUGAAGAACAUGAGGUUUCACUGAUACAUCCUUACAAAACUUCCAGGAAACACUUAAAAGAUGCUCCAAUUGAUUGCUCAGAUAUAUUUAAACCUCUACAAGAUCCCAAAAGAGAAAUGCAAGAAAAGAACAUUAGAACUGCAGUGUUAAAUUCAAAACCAGAAAUCCAACACAAAGAAAGUACAAAAGAAAUAAAAGAUGACAGCAGACCAAAAAUUCAGGAAUUUAGAGCUGUGCUGACUAAAGGAAUUGCUGGCAUUGGAAAAACUGUCUCUGUGCAGAAGUUCAUUCUGGACUGGGCUCAAGGAAAAGCCAAUCAGGAUGUAGAUUUCAUGUUUGUGCUUCCGUUCCGGGAGCUAAACUUGAUUAAAGAUGAUCAAUACAGUCUUCAUGGACUUCUGUGUGACUUCCAUCCUGAGCUCAAAGAUUUGGUCCCAAAGAUUUUUGAUCAGCUCAAAGCUGUGUUUAUAUUUGAUGGUCUGGAUGAAAGCAGAAUUCCACUGAACUUUGAACAGUGUGAGAAAGUAUAUGACAUCACCAUGACAUCAUCAGUGGGUGUGUUGAUGACAAACCUCAUCAAAGGAGAGCUGCUUCCCUCUGCUCUGAUCUGGAUAACCUCCAGACCAGCAGCAGCCGAUCAGAUCCCUCCUAAAUACAUCAACCGUGUGACAGAAAUUCAGGGAUUCAGUGACCCACAGAAGGAGGAGUACUUCAGGAAGAGGAUCAGUGAUGAAGACCAAGCCAAGAGAAUCAUCUCACACAUUAAAAAAGUGAGGAGCCUCCACAUCAUGUGCCACAUUCCAGUCUUCUGCUGGAUCUCAGCCACUGUUCUUCAGAGAAUCAUGAAACAGCGUCAUACAGAAAUCCCUAAAACUCUGACUGAAAUGUACUCACACUUCAUGCUCACUCAGACAACCAUGAAGAAUCAGAAGUUUGAGGAGAACGAUGAGAAAGACCCAAAGAAACUGCUGGAAUUAAACAGAACCAUUCUUCUGAAACUGGCUGAACUGGCUUUCAAACAGCUGAUGAAGGGCAAUGUGAUGUUCUAUGAAGAGGACCUGAGAGAGAGCAGCAUUGAUGUCACUGAGGCCUCAGUGUAUUCUGGGAUUUUCACUGAGAUCUUUAGAGAGGAAUGUGUGCUUCACCAGAGGAAGGUCUACUGCUUUGUUCACUUGAGCUUUCAGGAGUUCCUGGCUGCUGUUUAUGUGUUUCAUUGCUUCUUAAACAAGAAUAUGGAGCCACUGCAGAUAUUUAAACCACAAUACAGUGAGUGGGACAAGAAUAUUCAAUUGAAAGAGCUUCUAAAGGGAGCAGUGGAUAAAGCAUUACAGAGUGAAAAUGGACACCUGGAUCUUUUCCUUCGUUUCCUGCUAGGCAUCUCACUGGAGCCCAAUCAGAGACUCCUGCAAGGUCUACUGACACACAUACAGGGCAGCUCAAACAGAAUCACAGAGUACAUAAAGAGAUUCAUCAAUAGAGAUGAUAAACAAUAUUAUAUCUCAACUGAGAGAUCCAUCAAUCUUUUCUUCUGUCUGUCUGAAAUGAAUGACCAGUCUCUCUCCAGAGAUCUUCAGCGGUAUCUAAGAUCAGAUAAACAUUCAGAAGAGAAGCUUUCUCCUGAACAGUGUUCAGCACUAGUCUGCAUGCUUCUGAUCUCAGAGGAGGAGCUGGAUAAGCUGGACCUGAAGAAAUACAACACAUCAGAGGAGGGUUAUAUGAGACUGAUCCCAGCUGUGACUGUCACCAGAAAGGCUUUACUAGAUGGUUGUAAUCUCACCACAAAUUCCUGUAAAACUCUUUGCUCAGUUCUACAAUCAGCAAACUCCCUCCUAAUUGAAUUGGACCUCAGUAAUAAUGACCUGCAUGAUUCAGGAGUGGGGCUGCUCUCUGUUGGACUGAAGGAUUCAUACUGUCGACUGGAGAUGCUCAGACUAGCUGGCUGUAAUCUCACCUCAAAUUCCUGUGAAAAACUAGCAUCAGCUCUACAAUCAGCAGACUCCUCACUGAAAGAGCUGGACCUCAGUAACAACAACCUGCAUGAUUCAGGAGUGGAGCUGCUCUCUGCUGGACUGAAGAGUUCACACUGUAAACUGGAGACACUCAUACUAGCUUUCUGUAAUCUUGGGGGGAAUGCUUGUGAAAGUCUCUGCUCUGCUCUACAAUCAGUAAAGUCCUCCCUGAAAGAGCUGGACCUCAGUAACAAUGACCUGCAUGAUUCAGGAGUGGGGCUGCUCUCUACUGGACUGAAGAGUUCAUACUGUAAACUGGAGAUACUUAGAUUGUCUGGUUGUAUGGUCAAAGUUAAAGGCUGUUCUUCUCUGGCAUCAGCUCUGAAACUAGACCCAUCCCACGUAAGAGAACUAGAUCUGACCUAUAAUUACCCAGGAGAGUCUGGAGAAAAGCUGCUGUCUGAUCUACUGGAGAAUCCACACUGCACACUGGACACACUUGGGGUGGAACAUGGAGGGAUGAUCAGGAUGAAACCAGGACUAAAGAAAUAUUCCUGUGAGAUCACGCUGGACCCAAACACAGCAAAUAGUGAACUCUUUCUGUCUGAGGAGAACAGAAAGGCAAACUGUGUGAAAGAAGAACAGCCGUAUCCAGAUCAUCCGGACAGAUUUGAUUUCUGUAGGCAGGUUAUGUCUAAAGAGAGUCUGACUGGACGCUGUUACUGGGAGGCUGAGUACAGUGGGGUUGGGGUUGCUUUUUCAGUGUCAUAUAAAGGAAUCAGCAGGAAAGGACGCAGCAACGACUGUUGGUUUGGAUACAAUGAUCAGUCCUGGAGUCUGUUCUGCUCUGGUACUAGUUACUCUGCCUGGCACAAUGAAAAGGAAUCUACCAUACCUGACCCUCCUUCACCCUCCUGCAGAGUGGGAGUGUAUCUGGACUGGGGGUCCGGCACUCUGUCCUUCUACAGCAUUUUACCUGACACAAUGACCCACUUACAUACAUUCCACACCAGAUUUACUGAGCCACUCUACGCUGGGUUUUGGGUUGCUGAUGGGUCCUCGGGUGUAUAUGUGAGAAAAGCCGACUGAGUACUGGAGGACCAGAUGCAUCAAGACGAAACAACACGUGGUAACAACACGUCAUAAAAAUAUAUAUUAAGGAUUCAUUAGUCCAUGACUACACAUUGGAAGUAAAUGUGUUCAGGAGUUCUGGUGAAGUGGUAAAACCUAGAAUGUAGAUAUCAGAUUUAAUUAAAUCAAAUGGAAUGUAGUUGGAGCACAUUACACCAGUAUAAAGAUCUGUAUGCUGACUGCAGUUAGUUAACUACUUGUAUGUAAGUCACUCUAUCUAUUAAAAGAAUAUAAACACGCCUCUCAUAUUACUC
Colossoma macropomum (tambaqui) is the source of this 5337-nucleotide messenger RNA. Its product is annotated as NACHT, LRR and PYD domains-containing protein 12-like. The record is from RefSeq and is a predicted model, not a curated record. Gene Ontology annotation, molecular function: protein binding. The transcript has 12 exons. Bases 1415 to 5041 code for a protein of 1208 amino acids. Lineage: Eukaryota; Metazoa; Chordata; Actinopteri; Characiformes; Serrasalmidae.